Messenger RNA from Uranotaenia lowii, 2241 nucleotides. RefSeq lists its product as uncharacterized. The transcript has 2 exons. The record is from RefSeq and is a predicted model, not a curated record. Bases 183 to 1439 code for a protein of 418 amino acids. NCBI's taxonomy places the organism in Eukaryota, Metazoa, Arthropoda, Insecta, Diptera, Culicidae.
AAUCAUGUACAACCAGAGUACAACCAGAUGGUUGCAAUUGAAUCUGGCCCUGUAUCUAAUCUUGAGGAUUAGUGUAAAAAAGCGAUGCAAAAUUUUUCGGGAAUAUAAACGAAGUGCAGAAGCAUUGUUUUCUUAUUUUGUGCAGAAAUUUAAGCCUUAAAGAGUUCAAUAAAACUUCAAAAAUGUCCUCCAGUUUUCCAAAGUACAUUCAAGAUAGGUUGAAAAAAGUCGCGCUAGAGCAAGGUUUUACGCCAGAAGUGUACCGAUUAGAAGUCGACACUGGAGAUAACAAAGGAGAUGGUUUUAUCGGAGAUAUAUUCAAGGCAACUAUUCGAGAAGACGGCAAAGCUGAUCUGGUGUUAAUUGGCAAAACAUUGCCAAAUAAUGAAGCUCGAAGGCAGUAUUCAAUAGACUUAUUCCAUCGUGAGGUGGAAGCUUACAACAGAAUUUUACCCACGCUCAACAAGUUUCAACUGGAUAAAGGCCUCCAACAAGGCUCAUCAAAAGGAUUUUGGAGUUACCCUAAAACGUAUUAUGCUCAUUGCAAUCCAACAAAAAUGGAAGGUGUUGUCAUAAUGGAAGAUUUACGUGAAAAAAGUUUCAGAAUGUGCAAUAAAUUGGAACCGGUUGGAUAUCAGCAAACCAAACUUCUGAUGAUAGAACUGGGGAAACUUCAUGCGGUUUCGUUUGCGUUAAAAGCUGAAGCUCCCGAAUUGUUUGAACCUUUCAAACAGUAUUCGGAUCCAUUUCUAAAUUUAGUUGCUUAUGACCCCACACAAAGCAUUGCGAAGAUGAUGAAUGGCACGUGCGAGAUGUUGGUGAAAAUGCUGGAAAGUACUGACAAGGCAACCACCGAGAAACUGAACGGUAUUCGAGGAAAAAUUCAUGAGUUGUAUCAGGAAGAUGUAAAAAUUGAUGAAGCCGAACCCUAUGCCGUGUUGGCCCACGGAGAUUGCUGGAUCAAUAACAUGCUUUAUCGUUAUGGAAAAGACGGUUCAACAUUUGAAGACAUUUGCCUGAUAGAUUGGCAGCUGUGUCGUUAUGUUUCUCCGAUUUUGGAUUUGGUGUAUUUUAUUUUUCUUUCAACGGAUGAAGAGCUACGUGCCAAGCACUAUGACGAAUUCUUGGAUAUAUAUUAUAAAUCCCUCGGAGAGGCUUUGAAAAACUUCGGAGAGAGUGUGGAACGUCAUUUCCCCAGGGAAGCUUUUCAGAAACAGCUAAAGCGUUUCGGCAGAUUUGGUGUUGUCAUGAGCUUCUUAGUGCUUCCGGUAAUUUGUAUGCCGAGUACGGAUAUGCCUGAUUUGGAGAAAAGCAUGGAAAAAGCACAUUUGGGAGAGGAUAAUUCUGCCAAAUUUAUGCCUAAAGGAAACGCAGAAAUUCAAUUCCAAGCGCGGAUUUGCGGGAUGAUCCGAGAUGCUGUUAGGCUAGGUUAUAUUUGAAAUGAUCAUAUUGUAAUUUUUGUUGCAACUGAAUAAAAUAGGCUUAUUAUAAGAGCAGAUAGAUAAGAGCAGUUAUCAAUCACAUCUAUCAAUCAAUGAGGCAUUUUAAAAGAAACCAAUAUUCUUAUCUGAUUUAAGUAUUGAAACUAUAUGCCUUAAUAAACAAACCUAUGAUUAAAAAAAAGUAUUGAAACUAAAACCAUAAAAUCAACUGAACACUUAAUAACAACAAAAAAAAUUAGGUAUUUUACUUAAAACUAAAAUGAUUUAAAAAAAAUGAAGAUUUUAAAAAGAUAAACAAAUUUACCUUCUCCAUGGCUUCGCCGAGAAUGUGAGCCGAGCUGUGCCAGAAAACGGCUUGCGCUUCGGGAUCGUCGAACUUCAACAGUUGCAGCUUGCAGUCACCCUCCAGGGGUCGAUCCAGAUCCCACAGCUCGUUAUUGACCCGGGAAAUGAUGGUAUUGUCCGCCAACCCUUGGCUGAUACCCUUGGCCACAUCAUACGGAGUGGACUCCCAGCUAGUAGCUUCUACGACUUUACCAUCCGGCAGGGUUACCUUGAUGGGAUUUUUAGGUUUUUUAGACAGCUCGUCUAGAUAUUGGGCCCGCAGCUCGUCGUAGAUUUUGAUACGGUGAUCGAUAAACUCGGGAAGCAUUUCCGCCGGUUGAGCAGCCUUUGGAGUUGCACUCGCAUUUCCACCUAUAGGUAGUAAACGGAUGAAUCAUUAAUAAGAUAGUUUCCAUUGCAUCAUACAAUUAAAAGUACCUUUUUCCUGCUGAUUUUUCUGUUUCUCUUUCUUCAU